Raphanus sativus (radish) is the source of this 1167-nucleotide messenger RNA. Its product is annotated as nuclear transcription factor Y subunit A-5. Gene Ontology annotation, biological process: regulation of transcription by RNA polymerase II. Gene Ontology annotation, molecular function: RNA polymerase II cis-regulatory region sequence-specific DNA binding; DNA-binding transcription factor activity, RNA polymerase II-specific. The record is from RefSeq and is a predicted model, not a curated record. Bases 297 to 983 code for a protein of 228 amino acids. The transcript has 5 exons. Lineage: Eukaryota; Viridiplantae; Streptophyta; Magnoliopsida; Brassicales; Brassicaceae. Gene Ontology annotation, cellular component: CCAAT-binding factor complex.
AAUACUAGACUUAUUUGCAGAAACAGAGACAGAGAGAAAGAGAAAGAGAGAGAGAGAUAAGAAAGAACCAUGUUUUGAGGAAGGAGACAUGCAUCAUCUCAAGCUUAUUACUUAACUUCUAUUUCUCUCCAUCUGUUACCAAAUCCAAACACCAUCUUUUGCUUGGAUCAAUUUGCUGAUUUUGUGAAUCAUGACUCUUGCUUGGUUUGGACAUUAGCUUAUUAUUAAGGAGACAGUGAAAGUGCCAACAAAUUCAAACACUCAAGGAUCUCAAUCUUUCAGCUUUGACAAACAACAUGAUGAUGCCCUGCUCGAUGAAACGUUCGGGUUUGCAGCUGCAAGAUCAAGAUUCAUCUUCAACGCAAUCUACUGGUGAAGAAUCAGGAGGUGGUUACAUGGUAAGUCCACAUGGAAAGGCUAUUGCAAGUUAUUGUAAGUCAACAACCACCUCCUCGUCCAUGGUGUCUCAAGAUUCUGUGUUUCCUCCUCCUGCUUCUGGUUGGUCUCUUCAGUGUCCUGAAACAUCACAUCUCAAUGGUUUCUUGGCUCCUGAAUAUUAUGCAUCACAACCAACGGUGGUGGCGCAUGUAGAGAUGAUGGGUUUGGUUACUUCAAGAGUGCCAUUGCCUCAUAACUAUCAAGAGAAUGAACCAAUGUUCGUCAAUGCAAAACAGUACCAUGCCAUUCUUCGUCGCAGGAAGCAUCGUGCUAAGCUUGAAGCUCAGAACAAACUCAUCAAAAGCCGUAAACCAUACCUUCACGAGUCUCGCCAUCUUCAUGCGUUGAAGAGAGCAAGAGGCUCAGGUGGGCGUUUCCUCAACACAAAAAAGAAGCUUCAAGAAUCAUCAAAGUCGCUCUGUUCUAGUUCGAUCACGCCGAGGUCUGAUUCAGACCGUGACAACAUGUUCCAAAACCCAUCUUACAGGUUCUCAGGGUAUCCAUCAACAACACAUCAUGUUUCAGCUCUCAUGUCAGGGACUUGAGUCAUUUUGAGAAGAAGAAUCUCGCUCCAGUUGAAAAGGGGGAAGUCAUCCUUGGCUAUAAAAAGUGUUAUUGCUUCAUUACAAAUUUUCUGCCUUUUAAAACUCUGUUUUCAUCAUCUGCAUUUUCAUUCAACUCUAUAACUUUCAAAAUCAUUGUCAAAUUAUAUUGUUAGUUACAAAUAAU